Cyphellophora attinorum is the source of this 1044-nucleotide messenger RNA. RefSeq names its product Eukaryotic translation initiation factor 3 subunit F. The transcript has a single exon. Gene Ontology annotation, molecular function: translation initiation factor activity; metallopeptidase activity; translation initiation factor binding. The record is from RefSeq and is a predicted model, not a curated record. Gene Ontology annotation, biological process: translational initiation. Lineage: Eukaryota; Fungi; Ascomycota; Eurotiomycetes; Chaetothyriales; Cyphellophoraceae. The coding region runs from base 1 to 1044 and encodes 347 amino acids. Gene Ontology annotation, cellular component: eukaryotic translation initiation factor 3 complex, eIF3m.
AUGCCAUCACAAAAUGGUUUCCUCCAUCUGGCUCGUCCUCUUGGCCCCGCGGCCGCAGGCACGCAGCCUGCUACGACUCCCUUGAGCGUGGUCAUCCAGCCACAGGCCCUCUUCAGUAUCCUCGAUCACUCCACCAGGAGACCGGUGGAUCAACACCGAGUCAUCGGAACACUACUAGGCACAAGAAGCGAUACAGACGAGACCCUCAUUACUGUACACUCGGCCUUCGCCGUUGGCCACACAGAAACAACAGAUCAGGUCGAGGUGGACAUGGAAUGUCAGAAGUCGAUGCUCAGUCUACACCUUCGAGCGAAUCCCAAAGAAAUCCUCGUAGGCUGGUACGCGACUUCAUCAGAAUUGAACACGUUUUCCGCGCUCAUCCAGAACCACUACUCCUCACCGAACGAAGGCACCUUCCCAUACCCAGCCGUGCACCUCACAGUCGCCUCCGAGCCCGGCAAAGAUAUCGAGAUCAACACCUACAUUUCCUCACCAGUCGGCACAACAGACGAGCGUGCUGCUGAUUCCGCUGCAUUCAUCCCAGUUCCUCACACCAUCAACUACAGCGAAUCUGAUCGGGCAGGUCUAGGUGCCAUUUCCGGUGCCAAAGAUCUCGAGUCACGGUCAGUCACUAUGCUCACAGACAUCGAAAAUCUCGAAAAGUCAAUCGAAGACACACUCAGCAUGCUGGACCGGGUGGGCCGAUAUGUUGAGAACGUGAUAGAAGAAGAAGUCGAGCCUUCAACUGCUUUAGGCCAAUAUCUCCUCAACACUCUCGCACUUGCACCCAAGGUCGAUCCGAUUGACAUCGAAAAGGACUUCAACAACCAUAUCCAGGAUGUCCUCACAGUCUCAUACUUGGCCAACACAAUCCGCACGCAGAUGGACCUGUCUAACAGACUGGCCACUGCACCGUUGACACUUGGCGGCGGCGAUGCAGGCAACAAAGAUGGUGACAAGGGUGGCCGGAGACCGCAAGGCGAGCGUGGGGACCGAGGCGGCGGUCAGAACAGACCAAAUCGUGGGGAGAGUGUGUCGUUAUGA